Messenger RNA from Columba livia (rock pigeon), 4880 nucleotides. RefSeq names its product egl-9 family hypoxia inducible factor 3 (gene EGLN3). Gene Ontology annotation, molecular function: peptidyl-proline 4-dioxygenase activity; L-ascorbic acid binding; ferrous iron binding. The transcript has 5 exons. Bases 366 to 1091 code for a protein of 241 amino acids. Gene Ontology annotation, cellular component: cytoplasm; nucleus. NCBI's taxonomy places the organism in Eukaryota, Metazoa, Chordata, Aves, Columbiformes, Columbidae. Gene Ontology annotation, biological process: cellular response to hypoxia; peptidyl-proline hydroxylation to 4-hydroxy-L-proline. The record is from RefSeq and is a predicted model, not a curated record.
CGGCGCCGCGCGAGCGGGCGGCGGGGCGAGCACACAUCCCGCACGUAGCCGGCGUAUUAAUCAGCGCGGAGCCAUCUGCUGCCGCGGCCACAGGGCGGGCGGGGGCUGUCGGGCGCGGUUCGCUCACUGCUCGGGGGGUCCCGCACGCUGCUUGGGCGGCGGCAGCAGCAGCAGCGCGGGGCUCCGGCAGCACCGCCGCCCUGGGCCGCGGAGCGCAGCGCAGCCCGCCGCGGCGAAAGUUUUGCUUCGCCUCGCCUGGCCCCGCGCCGCGGCGGAGCCCCUGCCCGGCUCGGCCUGGAGCCGGCGGGCAUCCCGUCCCGAAGCGGGCGCCGGCAGGACAGCGCAGCGCCCGUCCCCGCUGCGCCAUGCCGCUGGGGCACAUCAUGAGGCUCGACCUGGAGAGGAUUGCCCUGGAGUACGUCGUGCCCUGCUUGCACGACAUCGGCUUCUGCUACCUGGACAACUUCCUGGGGGAGGUGGUUGGGGACUGCGUGCUGGAGCGAGUGAAGCGGAUGCACCACGACGGGGAGUUGACCGACGGGCAGCUGGCAGGACCCAGCCGCGGCGUCGCCAAGCGGCACCUCCGCGGCGACCAGAUCAAGUGGAUCGGGGGCACGGAGGAGGGCUGCGAGGCUAUCAACUUCCUCCUCACGCUGAUAGACCGGCUGGUGAUGUACUGCGGGAGCCGGCUCGGCAAGUACUACGUGAAGGAGCGAUCCAAGGCUAUGGUCGCUUGCUAUCCUGGAAAUGGAACUGGGUAUGUUCGUCAUGUGGACAAUCCAAAUGGUGACGGGCGCUGCAUCACCUGUAUUUAUUACCUGAAUAAGAACUGGGACUCCAAGCUGCAUGGUGGAAUUCUUCGAAUAUUCCCAGAAGGAAAGUCCUAUGUAGCAGAUGUUGAGCCGAUUUUUGACCGGUUACUUUUUUUUUGGUCAGAUCGAAGGAACCCACAUGAAGUCCAGCCUUCUUAUGCAACCAGAUAUGCCAUGACUGUGUGGUACUUUGAUGCCGAAGAAAGAGCAGAAGCCAAAAAAAAGUUCAGGAACCUAACUGAUGCAAGGAAGAGAGAAGCACCUCUUAAUGAAGACUAAUCAACUGUUCCUGAACUAUUUGUGAGGAAAUAAGAUCCCAAAGAUGACUUCCAUUUCCAGUGAACAAGGGCAAAUUCUUGUUAUGCACAAGAAUGCACUGUUUGUGUCUAGCAUGUGCAUUUUAUAUUGAUGGUACUCAAGGCAGCCUCCUGUCACGCCUGCAUUUGGCAGAAGGAACACUUGUUUUCUAUUUGCCUUUUGCUGGAAAAAGUAACCAGGGUUAAAUAAAAAAUAGUAUCACUAAGCCUAGUGGUAGUGGCUCAGCCAGCUGGCUUUUGAUCAUUCUUGUAAUCAAGAUAAUGAUCAUUGGGACUAGUAAAAACUUGAGUCUUAUUUGCACUUUAUGGGAUAAAAGAAUCCUAGCUCAAUGGGAAGGAGCUUUACAAGUUGAAAAUCUGUGGCAGACUGCUAAUGGGCAAGGACAAAUAUUGGAAAUGUGAAAUUUAAACUGGAUUUUUAUAGAGUGUCAUCUUAUGGUCUAUCCUGCACGGGCCUGGUGAUGUACUGUUCAUCACUUUGCUGUGUCGAACACUGGCUCAGCUCUUCCAUAGCAUGACUUUACGAACAGAUUCUUGUCUACACAGUCAUCACAUUUCCUGAAUUUUUUUCCUUUUCAAGAGUCAAGUUCUCACUGUGUGUUGUGCUGCCCUUUCUGUCCCAGGACUGAGGGGGAAGAAGUUAUGCAUCUGUCCACAACUUUGUAAAACCAUUUCCUUUCUCUUCUGAGCAGGAUUGGUUGCGUGUUUUCUAUUUUCAUGGCUUUGUAAAGCAGCAGUUUUCUCCAAAAAGUCUGGUAAACAUGGAUGGUUAAUGGCACACAAUGCAUUGGCACUAAAGGCAAACAAUAAGUAGAGUUAAGUGCUAUUUUCAUGACUUCUCCAUCUACUAUGUUUUGUUUGACACAAAUAGGAAUUCGAAAGGUAAAGAUAUGUUUGGCAGUCUGACAAAUGUAUGACAAAUAAUGGGUAACUUAGACUUGAUUUCUAUGCUGCUUAUCCUUAGUUAACACACUUGUUUGACUUUGCAUGCAUAUGCAAUUUGAAUGAAACAGUUCAGUUUCAAUUGGCCUGUUACACUGGGUAACUACUUCUGCUGUGCCCAAGCUGUGAGAUCAGAGUUAUUCAAUUGGCAAAGCAUGUUUGUGUUUGUUUUUUUCUCCAUUAUUUUUUUUAAACUUCUUAGCUCACCAGUUCUCAUUGAGUCUAUCUCCAAUCUUCCUAAGCUUCUACAGCCAGCACUUACUAUGCAGUUCAGAGUAGCUCUUCGUGAAGCUGGGAGCUGGUGGUGGAUGUAUUCAUCACUCACACUAAUUAUUCUCAACUGAAUACACUCACUUGUAUUCAUUUUCAUCUCAUGUUGUCAGUGUGUAUGUCAGACCCUACUAAAUGUUCUGAAUAGGUGCCCUGUUCGGUGUCCCAUAUGUUCCCGUGCCACCUGCCUGCAGAGGUGCAGAUGGUCUGUCUGCACCACUGGCCCCUGCACCAGUUCACCACACUGUGCUGGGUGGUCAUGCUAGGGAUGGGUCUGUGGGCCAGCUCUGUUACCCUUCAGCUAGGAAGUGAAAGGCAGUGUGCAAUGGCAACUAUUAAACAGCACUGACAGAAAGGUAAUGGCUGCAUAGGACAGUAAAGAAAUAACUUUUGUAAUAUAAAAAAUUGUAAUAAAAAUGGAGUAUUUUUUUAAGCAGUUAUGUCACUUAAAAAAAAGAAAAAGGAAAAAAGCUGGGCAUCCUUCAGGCUGUCCUUGAAUUCUGAAUGUAAACACAGUUGUGUGAAGAAACCCCUCGUUCUCUCUGGCUUCUCCCAGAGAUACAGCUAUGGUCUUAUGGGCUGGACUUUGUUCAACCUGACCACUUUGCACCUUAAGAGAGGAACAUGAGGGAACAGUGACACAAAUUCUUAUAACUCAAAAGACUAGAAAGACAAAUAAUGUGGUAAAUGUUCCUUUAAUGUUAGGAAAAACAUUAUUCCACUACAGUUGCUUUUAAGUAGCAUAACAUAGACUUGAAGGAAAUUUAACGAUAACUUGAAGUUCUCAUUCUGCAGUGUUCAUGUGGGAGGAGAAAGAGUUAGGGCUCUUGGUUGAGAAUGAGAGGCAAUGUACUGGAAGAUGGGAGGUGUUGAAAAAGGAGAGCCACAGGAUUAUUAUUCAAAAAGGAGGGGGCAAGAGGGAGCCUGACUUGUUGUACUGCUAUGCAAAGUUGAUAAUGGCAUGUAAAUUUGAAACUCCUACAUGAUUUUAAAGGGGGCAAAGAUAGCUAAAACAGAGCAGAGCAAGUCUUGCUUUGCUUUUAGAAACGGUAACCUUUAAAAAAAUGCACUAGAAAGAGAUGUUAGUACACAUCUCUCUGGAGCCUAGAACAGUGGAAAAAUGAUGGGGUGGGAGAGGAAAGGCUUUGUAUAAACGUUGAAAGAGAAAGGUACUUCAGUUACCACUAUUGCUACUGCCUGGCUUCAACAGUGGUCAGGAACACGUACGUGGUGGAUGAAAUGUGGAGCAGUAUAGAUUUCAUUUAUUGUAAAUAAAGUACCUAUUUUCAUUUUUAGCCAGUAUCUUCAUGAUCUAGAUAGAGGAGAAAGCAAUUGUUCAGUGGCAGAGAGCACUCUUUUUCUUUAUUAACAUAUAUAAUUAAGUACAAAAAAGUUGAGGGCACAAGAUUUUGAAACUUAAUUCUUCUGUUCCAGACAUUACCCCAUUUCCAGAUCAGUGUGAUGACCUCCUUGAAGAUGCUGUAGUUUAACUGGGUGGAUAAGAGACGUGUUGGUCAUGUAGGAAUGCACAGGCUUGAUAUUUUUGACAUGAAUUUCUUAUGCCUGUCUCUGGAAUUGUUGCAAACUGCUCUGCAAGAAUGGAAUUGUCUGAAGAACUGUGGGGGAAGCAGGCUGCUGUAGUAGGGAGGGCAUUUCAAGGAGACUCCCUUACUUGUGUUUUGUUUUCAUGGUCAACUGAAAGAUCUACAGCUGAACAGCACUUCUCACCCAGUUGAGAGAAAGUGUUUUCUCUAAGGCAUUUAAUUUUUAGUCCUCCAGAAGUUUUGUUGGGUUUUCUGCAACCUUUAGGUAAUGUGCCUUCAUCAUUCAUACCUGUGAAGAUGUUACAUGCCACGUGUGUGUCAUGCAAGAUUUUCAUUGCUUUUUAAGAAAUAUGGUUGCCUUUCCAAAUGCAAUUGCAUUGGAAAAAUAUGCAGAGCCACCAAGCCACAGUUUCUGACAGGUGGUUUUUGUUGUGCAGGGAGGAAAAAGGCCAGGACACUGUACUAAAAAUCAAGAGACUAUUUUUAUUCUUAAACCUGUAACUUCUGGCCUUUUGGGUAAAGUAGCCUUUAAUAAAUACUAUUUUCUCUAGAUUACUUCUGGUUCUAUGAGGAAUGGCCUCUGCAAAGUAAUGUCUAAAAAGAUCCACUCUUUUCUUCCUUCUCUCUUUAAACAGUUUUAGUCCUUUCUUAUUGUGUUUUUAAAAAUGUUGGAAUAUAUUAUAUGUAUUUUUUGUUGUUGUUGCAAAAUAGCUGGCUCUAACACCACUUGCAUCUAGAAGAUAAUAUAUCUAUUUGCAGGCAAAUAACUAGUUCUACUUUGACUGUGCUGUACUCCCAGCAGAUAUCUGAGAGUGAGUUAUGAUUACAUCUUCUCUUGUCAGGUUGUAUGCUGGUCAACAAUGCUGGCACUUUGCAUCAGAUUGAUAUAGAAACACCAAGUAGUGUUUUACCAUACAUCACGCUUUGUGUUCCUGUUACUAUUUAAAAAAAAAUAAAGAUGUGGCAGGAGUGAAUAAAAACUGGGUCAUAUUAAA